AGCUUCCAGAAGUUCCUUUCUAGAUUUUUCUAGUAAAUCAUGGCACAUACUUAUAAUGCGACAGCCAACGGAAACUAUACACAGUCUGUAUAAUAUUUUAAGGCCGCUCUCCCAGUAGCAAGAUUUGUAUGCACUUUAGUUCUCCUUCUACGAUUUUGUUUCGACGAAAUAUACUUUCUCUAGCUGAAUUCCACAAGCCGUUAAACUUUCUGUAUAUAUUAAGUAUUUCUUGUAAUACACGAUGCCUGCAUCUCCCCUAAUGCAACUGGUAUCCCUGACAAAAGUUACGCAGCAUUUUUGCAGGUGCUGCACGACGAAAUUCAUGCAUUCUACAAAAACAUCCAUGCCAAUGGAACUGAGCGUGUACGUCGCGAAGAUGCGAUUGCGCGCAUUACCAAAUUUCUGCAAACCAAGAGCAGUCGUGGCCGUCGAACGAUUCAGCCGUAUGGGAGUUUUCUAAUGGGGACGUUUCUACCUUCCAGCGACAUUGAUGUUGCCGUCACUGUGCGCUCCCUUCGCCCCAAAAGAGCGUCGCCUGACCGCUUUAAUCAGGCCGCAUGGCUAGCCAAUUUGAGACGUCGCCUCGUCAACACUCCCGACUGUGGUUUCACAGUUGUGGAAUUCCGCAAAAGUGCUAAAGAGCCGCUGCUUAUCAUUCGCGACGUUGCUACUCAAAUCGAAAUGGACAUUAAUUGUGGGUGUAACGAAAUUGGUCAUAAUGGACUGGAAAGAUCUCUCUGGAUCGUCUCGCAGCUGCCAACCUACAAAAAUCUCGUGGCCCUGGUGGUUAUUCUGAAGGAUCUGCUCCGUCUUAAUGUCCUCAGUGAUGUUCGUUCUGGCGGCUUCAGCUCCUACGUGCUGACCCUGAUGGUGCUGGGCUUUCUCCAGCGUGGUAACAACAAUCGCAACUUGAAUCUCGGAGACUUGCUGCUCAAGUGUCUUAAGUUUUAUGGUAGUGAUUUCGAUUUCACCAACAACGCCAUCGUGGUGACCGAUGGUGGGAAAAUCAUCAGCAAAAAAGACAUGCAGGCUAUGGUGAAAGAGCCAAUCGAGCAGGGACCGUAUCUGUGUAUUCAACAGCCGACGGAUCCCGCGAUGGACGCCGCUAAAUCAUCCUGCAAAGGGACUCCGGCCGUUCAGGAGGCUUUUAGACGGACAUAUGAUCGACUAAUGGGGAUGGUCGGCACUUCCGCUGUAAAUGGGAAAGACAUCUUGCAUACGGCGUUUGCUUAGUCUGACAGCCGUCAAUCUCGCCCAGAAAGUAAGCCUUAGUGGGCAUUUUGACAAUAUUGUAAUUAGUGUAAUUGCCUCCAAUCGUGCAUCACGGAUUCACGGGUACCGUUAAGGACGGACAUACCGUCGUUAAAAUUCGCCUUUUGUCAAUGAUCCUCAUUUUCUUUGUUGCAUAAAUAUUUUUUUGCAGAUUUGUUUGAGUAAUGUAGAUGAAGGUUUCUCACAGGCAAAUCUUUGAUUGUGCAGUUUAUAAUUGAAAGGUCAUGACGUUUUUGAUUUACUCGUUCGUUGCACCAAGAUUAUUUGGUGUCUGCGGUAAUAACCGCCAUGUUCAAUAAGAACCUACCUAGCAGUGGGCUUUUUUUAAUUAAUAUGCU
Messenger RNA from Paramacrobiotus metropolitanus, 1610 nucleotides. RefSeq names its product non-canonical poly(A) RNA polymerase protein Trf4-1-like. Lineage: Eukaryota; Metazoa; Tardigrada; Eutardigrada; Parachela; Macrobiotidae. Gene Ontology annotation, cellular component: nucleolus; TRAMP complex. The transcript has 2 exons. The record is from RefSeq and is a predicted model, not a curated record. Gene Ontology annotation, biological process: RNA 3'-end processing. Gene Ontology annotation, molecular function: poly(A) RNA polymerase activity; mRNA binding. Bases 460 to 1233 code for a protein of 257 amino acids.